UUGUCUUCAGUUUUUCAUAGACGCUCCUAGAGUAAAUAACCUAACUCACAGUCACAAAUCUAAAAAGAAGAAAAAAAACCAAAAAAUUGUUUUGAAAAAUUAUAAAAAAAAUAAAACGAAACACACGUACGCAACCAUAUUCACACACACACACACACGUGUAAUAAUAGCUUUAACAACAAGAAAUAUUGAGAAAGAAAUCGAACAAGUGCUGUUGGAGAUAUUCGAUUCAAAUUUCUUUGGAAUCCCAACAUAUUCAUAGAAAAUAGAAAAAAGCAGAAAUUGAAGAAGUAGAGAAAAAGCAUAAUUAAAGAAAUUUACAAAAACAAAGCCAAAGACUUUUGUUAAAGUGAAGUGUUUGUGGUUCGAUCUUUUGUGGGUACAUACGCGGUUGUUGGAGUGUUGUCACCAUCCAUCCACCCAUCAUCAACUUCACCGCCCAUGGGUGAUUGAGAAAAAUUAAAAAAAGGAAAACAAAAUCCAACGAAACGUUAUAUUUUAACGCCUGUCAUCGAGUCAACUGUGUUGUGAACCCUUGCUGCUGGAAACUUUUCCCCUCAACAUUGGAUAUCUGGCAGAUAUCUGCCACGCUUCAACGCUAACUUCUUUGGAACAAAAACUCAUCGCAAUUCAUAAGAAAACCGCUAAUAAUUUUAUGACAUUUCUACUAUGAAUGGACAAAAGCACAAACUUUGUUCAAAACUCUCCAGCUCAUAUCUGCGAAAAUGGUGGUGCACAAUCGCUGUCUCGGUGAUCCUGCUGAUAUGUGGCAUACUGGUGGCCUGUCAGUUCUAUGCUGUUGUUAAUGCCGUCAUAAAUUAUCAGGUGGCCCUCAGGCCGGGUGGCCAAACAUAUGGUUGGUGGUCAAAGCCUCCGGUAGAGCCAAAAAUUUCCGUCUAUGUCUACAAUGUGACAAAUGCCAAUGAGUUUUUAAGCAAUGGCUCCAAGCCCAUUGUGGAUGAAGUGGGUCCCUAUGUUUAUACAGAAUCCUGGGAAAAGGUCAACAUUGUUGAAAAUGAAAAUGGCACCCUGAGUUAUAACCUCAAAAAGACCUAUAUCUUCCGUGAAGAAUUAUCUGCAGGUUCGGAUGAUGAUGUGGUCAUUGUGCCCAAUAUUCCCAUGUUGAGUGCUACAUCACAAAGUAAACAUGCGGCCAGAUUUUUACGCUUAGCCAUGGCCAGUAUUAUGGAUAUUUUGAAGAUUAAACCUUUCGUUCAGGUUUCGGUGGGUCAACUAUUGUGGGGCUAUGAGGAUCCUCUAUUGAAAUUGGCCAAAGAUGUGGUGCCCAAAGAACAAAAAUUGCCUUAUGAAGAAUUCGGUUUGAUGUAUGGCAAAAAUGGAACAUCACCGGACCGCGUUACCAUCUUCUCCGGUGUUGAUGACAUCACCAAAUACGGUAUUAUCGAUAAAUACAAUGGUCGCUCUCACCUUCCUCAUUGGCUGUCCGAUGAGUGCAACAUUCUUAAUGGCACUGAUGGUUCUAUUUUCCCCCCUCAUAUCGAUCAAAAUCGUGUUUUGCACAUCUACGACAAGGAUUUGUGCCGUCUCAUGCCUUUGGUAUUCGAAAAGGAAGUUGUUACCAAGGCCGAUGUUAAAGGUUAUCGUUUCUCACCACCUGCCAAUGUGUUCGCCGAUGUCAAAUCGAAUCCCGACAAUAUGUGCUUCUGUCCGGCAGGACAACCCUCAUGUUCGCCCAAUGGCCUGUUCAAUGUUUCAUUAUGUCAAUAUGAUUCUCCCAUUAUGUUGAGUUUUCCCCAUUUCUAUUUGGCUGAUGAUAGUUUCCGCACUGCUGUUGAAGGUAUUUCACCACCCGAGAAAGAGAAGCAUCAACUCUUCAUUGAUGUACAACCUGACAUGGGUACCACUCUGAGAGCACGAGCUCGUGUACAAAUCAACUUGGCCGUUAGUCAAGUCAUUGACAUCAAACAAGUUGCCAACUUCCCCGACAUUGUCUUCCCCAUUAUGUGGUUCGAGGAAGGCAUUGACUAUUUGCCCGAUGAUAUCACUGACCUCAUGAAUCUGGCCGCCUCCAUACCCCCCAAACUGCGCAUUGGUUUUGUCAUCUUCUUCUUUGCCGUGGGCGCCCUGUUACUGUUGAUCUCGGUCUUCUGUUUGAUACGCAAAUCCCAUCGACAGAGCACACUGCAUUUGGAGGGCUCCAACUAUUUGGCCACAGCCCAGGUGGAUAUGCAAAAGAAAAAAUCGAAAGAUCAAAAACAAAAAUAUUAGUUAGGCAUUGUUGGUUGAGUAGCCAAAAGAAAAUAAAAUAAAACAAAACACAACACUUCCUUAAUAUGCAGUAUCCCUAGUCCUUUGUUUUUCUACCAAACCCCUUAGGGUCCUUUGUACUCUUCUACCCUUUCCUCUUAGCUGUCCUUACAGAGCCCCAUUACACUAUGUUUUUUUUUUUUUUUUGCUUCUUUGUAAUUAGUUAGGUCUUGUACUUAAUUUUUUGUUUGUAAAAAUAAAGAAUCACAAAUGAUAAUUAUAUUUAGGGUUAUAGGGAUAAUAAGAGCUUAAAUGAUGAUUCUUAAGGAUUUCACUGAAUCCAAAUGCAAAAGCAAGAAAAUGUCGAACACUAUUUUAUUUUUAAACGUGGGUGGCAUAUGUUAUAUAUAUAUAUACAGUUUACGCAUACAUUUAUACUUUUAGUUAAUAAUAAUUUUACUGUACUAUAAUUUUAUAUAGUUUUUUGAGUUGUAUAAGAGAAAAAAAAACUUUUGUCGCUGCUAUUUUUCAAAAAAAAAAAAUUCUUUUUAACAAUCGGAAAGUUCUUUUAAAUCAAUCAUUCUCUGUGAUUAUCUUUCUGAAAGUGUGCUGCAUAGAGUGUGAACCCAACAUGUGCAACAUUGUGCAGGCAACACCUCACCCCCAAACAUGUCACAAAUCUUUUUUGUCUGCAAAAAGAAUGAAUGGUUGUUUUCUCUCUAAUGCUGUCCUUUUUUAGGAAUCUUCACCUCUUCAAUGUUUUCUAGUUUUUUAGGAAAUUUUCCGAAACCUUAAACGAUUUUAUAUUCUUUCUCUUGACCUUGUUUUGAUUUUUGCUAACAAAAAGUUACCUUGUUUGCCUUCUCUUUGUUUUUCUUUUUGUAAGCUCUAAGGUCAGAAGAUGAGUCACAAAUUUAUUGAUAAUUUUAAAUGAAAAAAAAAAAAAUAAAAAUAAUAAACGAAUAUAUAUGUAUUUAAAUGUUAUUUUAAGUAUAAAUUGUAAAUCUUUAUUGUAAUAGUUGCAUAUUUUUUCUAAAGUGAAAUAAAAAGACAAAAUGAAUGAAAACCGAAA
Molecule: messenger RNA, 3280 nt
Organism: Stomoxys calcitrans (stable fly)
Lineage: Eukaryota; Metazoa; Arthropoda; Insecta; Diptera; Muscidae
Gene: emp
Product: scavenger receptor class B member 1
Exons: 9
Coding region: 670-2229 (519 amino acids)
Cellular component (GO): membrane; cytoplasm
Molecular function (GO): scavenger receptor activity
Source: RefSeq, a predicted model, not a curated record